AUGCCGAACGCAACAGCUAUCGAAAACAAUAAUGUUCAACCAGUUAAACGUAGUAAAAAUAAGAGAAAAUCUUUGGCAGUUGCCACAAAUGAUGUUUCUUCAUCAGGUGGUCAAGAACAACCUUCUCCUACUGUAGCAACCACAGAAUCUGCUGAAACAAACCUUGAAAAUGUAAACAAGAAUCCAUUUAUUGAAGUAGUUAACAAAAGGAUCAGAACCUUGAGAAAAAAGAUGACCAGAAUCGAGAAAUGCGAGGACGAUCUCAAAGAUGGUAAAACUUUGAACCCUGAUCAAAUCCAAUCAUGUGAACGAAAGAAUGAAAUAGCAGGUGCCCUCAAGGAAUGUGAAGAAAUCGCAAAACAAUAUGAAACAGAGAUCAAGAAUCAAAAGGUUCUCAAGAAAGAACAACAAGAAGAACGUGAGCAAGCAAUUUCAGGGGCUGUCGAGGAAGCUGAGACUGCCCAUCGACAAUCUAUUAUAAGCCUUAUCAAGUUUUUCCAUCUUUUCCAGCUUCGAUUAUCAGGUGAUGUUCAGUUGAAAGAAACCGAAUCGGAAUCGAUUGAUUCCCUUCACAAUAUGUUCAUGAGCAUAACUGAAGACACUAAAGACGAUCAGGUCAACAAGCAACGGAUUUUGGAAUGCAUGAUGCACCUUAAUAAAUUGAGUAAUGGGGAUGAAAAUAUUAUCCCUAAAUCAUUUGCAAACGGUAUUAUUGAAUCGAAUAACGAAACGGUUGUAUCUUCACCAGAAAUAAGCUAUUCUCAUAUUCGUAAUUUAAUUGAGAAUCCGCCGAUACUAAAUACCGUUGAACAAACGGAACAAGAAAAUUCGGUAGAGGAGCGGGAAGUGAUUAUUAAUCAAGAAGAAAUGGUAAAUCAUGAUGAUGGUCUAGGCGGGGCAUAUACGACGAUUCCCGCUGGUGGAUUGCAAUUUAUGUUGUCUCGAGGUAAUCACCGAGGAGGAUAUCGUGGUGGUCAUCGUGGACCUAGAGGAGGUUAUCGUGGUGGUCAAGGUAGGAGAGAUAGCGGUGGAUAUUAUUAUAGAGAUGGUGGAAAUUAUCGUGGAAAUCGUGGUGGAAAUAAUAAUUCAGGACCUCGUGGAGGUAAUCAAUACAAACAACGUUCUCAAUGA
Messenger RNA from Diversispora eburnea, 1131 nucleotides. The record is from the annotation of a GenBank genome assembly. Lineage: Eukaryota; Fungi; Glomeromycota; Glomeromycetes; Diversisporales; Diversisporaceae.